AACUAAAUUGUUUUGCCCUUUUAUAUUAGAAAUAUCUUCUACGUACAAAUUCACAGAGUAAGUUUACAUAUUUUUUUAGAUUCGCGUAGAUCAAUCAGUGCUUCGGAAAGUUUACUGGAACUAACGGACAGCACGAAAUUAUAACAGCCACCGUAUGGCUCAACCCCUCCUAACAGCGUGUGGAUUGAACGAUCAAAGACUCCCCGCAUUUACUUUGGUGAAACAGCACUCGGGCGUAGAUGGCAGUUUCCUCAUCGCUUCCGUCCUCGGUCAGCGGCUCAAGCUGUCCCGGGAAAAUCGGGUCCUGCUAGUGGCAGCGCAGCACAAUUACAAUCACUACAGUAGUGCGUGCCUUAAGCUCGCCUACAACUUGGCACCGUCGCGUGACUCCGGUCAACUGGAAGUGCUGGAUGUUGGGGCUGAGCUGUAUCAAAACUAUCCGGCCAGCUGUCCCCGGCUAGAUGAUGUUGUUAAACGAAUACGAACGUUCCUGGAGGGUUCCCCGAGAGGGACGGUUUUGUUUGAUGAUUUGAUGUAUUUCCUCAACUUUGACGAUUCGGAGACACAGUUAAUCGAUAUUAUGGAGGAUCUCGCAGGCAAUCUGAGCGAGGAUCAAGCGCUGGUUGUUAAGCUGAAUACGGCAGAUUUGUACGAGGUUCUAUGUGCCAAUUUGGAUGAUUUGGCGCAAACGACAAUUCAGCUCGAGCGCUUGCCGUCAGGCACAUUCCGGGAAGUAGAUGGAAAGAUGAGCGUGAGCAGGUGGCAACCAUCGGAGGCCGAAUCGUUGAUCAGCGUUAAACAGUUAGAGCGAUCGGUAUUGUUCAAGGUGUGUGAGAGAAAUGUUAGAAUUUUCGUUCCUGGUGAGCUUGGAAUAAAACAUUUGUGAGCGUUAUGCAUUAAGUUA
Molecule: messenger RNA, 904 nt
Organism: Toxorhynchites rutilus septentrionalis
Lineage: Eukaryota; Metazoa; Arthropoda; Insecta; Diptera; Culicidae
Gene: Elp6
Product: elongator complex protein 6
Exons: 2
Coding region: 155-886 (243 amino acids)
Biological process (GO): tRNA wobble uridine modification
Cellular component (GO): elongator holoenzyme complex
Source: RefSeq, a predicted model, not a curated record